UAUACGUGCAGUAAGUGUACAGUUCAGUAUAGAGUUAAUCGUUAACAGCUGCUAAACAUAUUUUUAAUGUAUCUUGAUAUAAAAUAUUUUUAAUUAGUAUAACACACUUAAUUAUAUCUAUUUUUUUUUGUUUGACAGCAUUUUGAAAACACUUGUUUAUCAAAUGACCUUGGUUUUUAUUACAUGAUAACUUGUAUAGAUUUUAAAAUUUGCGAUUCCCUGCCAUUUGGGCUGAUAACGUUUAACUGCUUUACUGACGCGAUGACCCUACUACUGCUUUUGUUUUUAAGAUUAUAAAUAAAUGCUAGUCGUUAGAUAGUGUUGACUAAACUUUGCCUAUAUCGCGUUUGUCAUUGGUUUUUGUUUAUUUUGCUAUUUCCGAGGCUGUGAAAAUAUUGGACAACUUUCAGGCAAUAUGAUUGCUCCCGCUCUCGUAGUGCUCACUAGUUUACUUAUUUCCACAUACAAUAGUGGCACUGUGUCAACGUAGUUGCCAAUAAUAAAAUGUCAAUUCAACAACAAUGUAAUGUGUAAAUAUAAUUAAUUUAUGCAGCUGAAGUUAAGAAGUUUAAUUGGGAUUAACUUCCGCAAAGCAAAGCUACCCAUCAUCACUCAAAGAAUAAUUAUAUAUAAUGGAUUCAUUCCUUGAUCUAUUUGAUCCUGGUUCUAGCUCUUUGACAAGUUGUGAUGUGUGGCCAGAAGAUGAUGCUUUAGCGACUCACCUUCCACCAGAGCCACAAAUGGGAAAUGUUGAGUAUAAACUCAAAUUAAUUAAUCCAUCAAAAUUACGAUUUGAACACUUGGUUACUCAGCUAAAAUGGAGGCUUAGAGAAGGGCAUGGUGAAGCAAUAUAUGAAAUUGGUGUUGAAGAUACGGGUAUGUUAACUGGUUUAUCCAUUGAAGAUAUGGAAUCUAGUCUUAUUACUCUUGAUCAAAUGGCUAGUAAACUUGGAGCCACUACAUCAGUAUUACGCGAAAGAAUGGUUGGAAAAGACAAAAUGGUAGCUGAAAUUUUAGUUAGAAAGGUUCCAGAUGAUCAAGAGUGUAUAGAAGUUAUGGUUGCUGUUUUAGGGGGAGUUGAUGCUGGUAAAUCUACACUACUUGGUGUUCUGGCCCAUGGUGAAAAUGACAAUGGACGAGGUAGUGCAAGAUUAAAUGUUCUUAGGCAUUUACAUGAACUUCGAUCUGGCCGAACAUCUUCUAUAUCACAUGAAAUUUUAGGUUUUGAUAUUCAUGGUGAAGUUAUUAACUAUCAGAAUGCUCGUACUGCUGAAGAGAUAAGAGAUCGCUCAACAAAGUUGAUAACAUUUCUUGAUUUGGCUGGUCACAAAAAGUACUUGAAAACUACAGUAGCUGGACUUAGCGGUUAUUGUCCACAUCAAGUUAUGCUUGUUGUUAGCAGCCCUGCUGUAACAACCUCUAGUUCUAUUCCUUUAAACAUGACCAAAGAACAUAUGGAUUUAGCACUAGCUCUUAGAUUACCAUUCUGUAUUGUUGUUACAAAAACAGACAUAACUCCAGCAGAUAACACUUUAAAUUGGUUGGAGUGUAUAUUAAAGGCUGUUGGAAAUAGAAAAGUUCCUUUAGUAGUCAAAUCCGAAGAUGAUGUUAUAACAGCUAGUUCUUCCCAGCAGAAUCAAAAUGUUGUUCCAAUAUUUACAGUAUCGAGUGUUACUGGUGAAGGAUUGGAUUUGUUAAUACGAUUUUUGUAUGUUUUACCACCAAGCAUUAGUUUAAAAGAAAAAGAAAGAUUAGAACAAGAAUGCUGUCAGUUUCAAAUUGAUGAAAUUUUUAAGGUGCCUGAUAUUGGAACUAUUGUUGGGGGAGUUCUCACACAAGGUGUUAUAAACAUUGGUACAGAACUCGUCAUAGGUCCAUUUAGCAAUGGGAAAUUUGUGCCUGUUACUAUACAAUCAAUUCAUAGAAAUAAAGCACCUUGUAGAGUAGUAAAAGCAACACAGAGUGCUUCACUUAGUUUGGAACAAUCAAUUCCCGGUUUACGAAAUGGUAUGGUGUUAUUAGGAUUAGGUGUCAAUCAUCAAGCAUGCAUGUUUUUUCAGGCAAGAAUUGUUGUAUUAUAUCAUGCUACAUCAAUACAUAAUGGAUUCCAAACAACUGUACACAUAGGAAAUAUAAGGCAGACAGCAGCUAUUGUUGCCAUUAUGGACUGUGAUAAAAAUGGAAUGCAUACUAAUGAUACUGCCUCAGUAAUAUUUAAAUUUGCUCGCCACCCAGAAUAUGUCACUGAAGGAAUGAGAUUAUUAUUCCGAGAAGGACAGACAAAAGGAAUUGGUCGGGUGACCCAAGUUUUUGCUGUACAAGUAGAAGCUGGUUAGCUCAGUUGUAUAAGAUUUUGUUUAGAAUAUUAUACAAUCAAUACAAAUUUUAUUAACAAAAGGACAUAGUAAAUGAAGAGUUUUUAAAUUAAUGUAAAAAUUGUUAUUAUUCAUCACUAAAAUUAUUUUAAUUAUAUGUUGUAUAAAAUCUCAUAAGUAUCAAAAUUUAUGUAGAAGUAUAAACAAAAAAAUGAAAUUUGAUGUUACCACAAAAGUCUUUGUAAUUGAUCGAAAUGUCACCUUAAUUUUCAGUUCAAUUGAAAAUUUCAUAUAAAAUCUUGUCUUUUAUUAAAACUUCACCGAUGAACUUCUUAAAUUAUUUUAUUACUUUAUUUUAUGAAUGGACAUUUUUUUAUUUGUACUAUAUGUAUCGUUAAGUCAUGAUUGUAUUGAAAAAAAAAAAUCUAAAUUUAUAAAUAGCUUUUAAAUUAUAUAUCCGAUUCAUAGAAUUCCAAUUUAAAAAGAUACAAAUAUUUUAAUUACUAAAAACUUUACCUUGAAAAUCCAGGUAGACCUUUGGUGUUCACAGCCCCUCUUCCCAAAAUUAUUUCAAUGAUUUUAAAUAUAAAAGUUUGUAAUUUAAUAAACUCUUUUUAAUAUUCAUCUUUAUAGUAUUUCAAAUUAGUACAAGAAAACACGUCAUGUACUUUUUUAAUAGUUUUUUAAAUAAAUACGAAUUAUUCAAAGUGUUAAAAAAAAAUACAAUAUUCUAUGUAACACAAAUAAAUGAAUAGUUUUUAAUAUUA
Daktulosphaira vitifoliae (grape phylloxera) is the source of this 3082-nucleotide messenger RNA. Its product is annotated as GTP-binding protein 2. Gene Ontology annotation, biological process: translational elongation. The transcript is spliced from 8 exons. The record is from RefSeq and is a predicted model, not a curated record. NCBI's taxonomy places the organism in Eukaryota, Metazoa, Arthropoda, Insecta, Hemiptera, Phylloxeridae. Bases 633 to 2336 code for a protein of 567 amino acids. Gene Ontology annotation, molecular function: GTPase activity; GTP binding; translation elongation factor activity.